AUGAACGAUGCAUCCACUGCUCUGCUGACGGAGCAUUUUAGCUACACGCCUUUGUCCCUCAUCGACGAUGUCAUCAACUCGGUCAACAAUCUCGUCUACCAGGCCAUAUCCAGUCUCGAAAAUGGCAUGCUGAACACGCCGCCCGAAAGAUUGGGCUUCAGACACGCGGAAAACACGAUCCCGGACACCGACGACGAUGGAAAUGUUCAGUACCCCGAAGCGCGUCUGGAGAUCGAGAACGGGCUACACCAGUUGGAGACGCUGUUCGAGGCCACGGUAGACAAGGCAUUUGACAAAUUCGAGAUCUAUGUGCUUCGAAACAUUCUGACGGUCCCGGGUGACCUGGUGCCGUGGAUUCGCUUGAGCCACCACGAGAAUAUAUUAUUCGAACCGCUACCAGAGGGCGCUCCGACAACAGAUUCCGUCAUGAUACAGCGAAGGAAACUACGUGAAACACGAAAGUUGAACCACCUUCUCCAGCAAGACGUAAUGCGCAACGAUGCGAUGAUUGCCCAGAUCCGUUCGAUGCUAUCCGUAACAGAAUCUUUGGGUGACCCAGCUUUGAAGAACGCUCCUUCGACUAUUUCCAACUCCCAGCUUCCCAGCCUCUCAUUUCUCCUGGCCGACCCUAUCGCAAAACGUCUCAAUGUUGGCGAUAACACGGGGCCGUCGCAUACACCCAUCACCACAAAUACAACCUUCCUACUUUCACAACUGCCCGCUCUCCGUUCAAUUUCGGAGAACUUACGGGCAAGGCUACCGGAGCUGUCGGAACCUGUCAAGUUAAGCAGAGAGCUGGAUACAAAGCGCGAUCAGAGAAGGCAGUAUAUUGACGACCGAAUACGGCUACAUUUAGAACGCACUGGCGAGGUAGGGGCUAGAAAUAGCCCAGCUGGGGGCAGGAAAGUGGAAGAGAAAGAAGUGCAAGCGCUAGAGAGUGUUAUUGAGAUGUUGAAAUAA
Messenger RNA from Ophidiomyces ophidiicola, 960 nucleotides. RefSeq lists its product as uncharacterized. NCBI's taxonomy places the organism in Eukaryota, Fungi, Ascomycota, Eurotiomycetes, Onygenales, Onygenaceae. Bases 1 to 960 code for a protein of 319 amino acids. Gene Ontology annotation, biological process: mitotic sister chromatid segregation; protein localization to kinetochore; kinetochore assembly. The record is from RefSeq and is a predicted model, not a curated record. Gene Ontology annotation, cellular component: chromosome, centromeric region; nucleus. The transcript is spliced from 3 exons.